CCGACUCGCGCCAAACCGAACGCCUCCGCCGAAAAUUGGGAUAAAUUAAUUAUCCGUAGCAUCCCAUGUAGAGCUCUAUCCAAUUUGUCGCAGCUGCGUCCUCUUUUUGUCGUCGGGCAUUCAGUAGGAGCUCAGGCAUUAUGCGGGUGUAAGAAUGACGUCAUCUUGUCAUUCUUCUAAUUAUAGGGAAGACGUCAUUCUCGAAAGAGAUCACGAGCCCAGUAUCUCAGCCAGUCCCCUACCAACUAGCGUUUCCGGACCAAUGGACACUCCAUUUUUCAGACUGAGAUACGGCGCUCUUCGAGCCGUGACUUACACCACUUCAAACCGGCUCAAGGGCUUGUGGACUAAUCCAUGGCGAGGGAUUAGCAAGCAGGCAGGAUCUCGGACCGCUUUGUGCGCAAAAAGUCAUAAUUCAUUCUCCCUUUCUCCUCGGUCCUCGUCGUGACCUCCCCUUGAUUUCUCGUCGCUUUAAACCCUUUCUUUUACCAGAUAUCCAUCUACAUAGUUUUCUACGAAUGCACGAUGAGCCC
Molecule: messenger RNA, 533 nt
Organism: Mycena citricolor
Lineage: Eukaryota; Fungi; Basidiomycota; Agaricomycetes; Agaricales; Mycenaceae
Source: the annotation of a GenBank genome assembly